UAUGUAGUCCAACUACAAAGCGUUUGUGGCGCAAUGCAUUGUGGGUAGGUCAGUAACAGAGAGUGGAGGACGCCAUGUGCUUUUGAGGGAGAAGGUCCAGGACUGACAGGCUGCAUUGUGACUGUGAAUUGGACGUAUCUCGAGGAGAUCCGGGGGCACAAAUAAUAAACAUGUACUGCACAAGACAUUGCAUUCGGACCGCACUGCGGAUUACCGCACAGACGCAUCGGCAGGUGCUCCAGACACCAACGCUAUGUGCCCUCCUCCGAACACUUGGGACCAGCCCAGCCAACCUUUCUGAUGUCAUCACUGCCCCCCCUCUGGAUGGAGCCCCUAAACAGUACCCCCCCAAAAUCACCCAGCUGGUAAACGACAUCACCAGCCUCACCUUGUUAGAGGUGUCAGACCUCAACGAGCUGCUCAAGAAAACCCUGAAUAUCCAGGAUGUUGGGAUGAUGCCAAUGGCAGCCAUGGCUGCAGGAGCAGCACCUGCAGCUCUGGCAGUGGAGGAGGAGAUGGCGCCAGUCAAGAAAGAGAAGACUCACUUCACAGUAAAACUGACAGAACUGAAGGCAGCAGAGAAAGUCAAACUCAUAAAGGAAGUGAAGAACUGCAUCCAAGGCUUGAACCUGGUGCAGGCUAAGAAGUUGGUGGAGUCCCUCCCCCAGGAGAUCAGAGCCAAUGUGUCUAAAGAGGAGGCGGAGAAGCUGAAGGCCGCCCUGGAGACAGCAGGAGGCACUGUGGUGUUGGAGUAGAGACCUGGAGGAGACCAUCCCUGCCUCCACCCGACUGACCCCAUCUCCAUCCAUCCACCGUCUGGCUGCGGAUACUCCUCCUCUCCCCGUUCUGUCUAUUUUUCUGUUUUAUACAGCAGUAUAAAUGGAAGAAAGGAACCAAUACCUUGGAAAAGGAAACUAAAAUAUUGCCUUUUGACAACGUUGCUGUACUAGCUACCAACUGGACGGUGUGAGGCGGGUCGGGAGAAACUAACUCAGACUGAACUCCUCAGGCUCAGAGCCUGAACACACCCGCCGGCCGCUCAUCAAUCUGCUCGUCCAUUUGUCGUGUUUGUCUGUCUGUCUGUCUGCGUCCCGAUUCUCCAAUCCUUCUCCCGAAGUGUGCACUUGUCUUGCGUUCUUUUUUCACAUUGAUUUAACAACGGUGGAAACUCAAACUCUCUAAAGCCAAUGUUUACGUCAACCCUAUGCUUUUAAGUCCAUGACGUGGAGUAUGAGGACACAGUACGGGAGAAGGGUGGAGAAUGGAAACCAGCCUGUCUAUCAGCCUGGUACUUUUGCCCAUUGGGCUGCAGUCAAGCUGGCCCUGGGCCAGUCUGUCUCUGUCAGUCUGUUUGUCUGGGGGUGAGUUGCCCUGAAAGCCUCGUUGCUAACGUGGCAUGUUAUUUCUCCUGACAACCCAGCCUCCACAGUGACCAUUACAAUAUCUAUGUUUGACUGUCUGUAUUCGCCAGUGGAAGCUGGUGGGAGGAGCUAUAGGAGGACGGGCUCAUUGUAAUGGCUGGAAUGGAAUUAUGGAACGGAGUCGAACAGG
Coregonus clupeaformis (lake whitefish) is the source of this 1551-nucleotide messenger RNA. Its product is annotated as 39S ribosomal protein L12, mitochondrial-like. The transcript has 5 exons. Gene Ontology annotation, cellular component: mitochondrial large ribosomal subunit; ribosome. Gene Ontology annotation, biological process: mitochondrial transcription; translation. The record is from RefSeq and is a predicted model, not a curated record. Lineage: Eukaryota; Metazoa; Chordata; Actinopteri; Salmoniformes; Salmonidae. The coding region runs from base 171 to 755 and encodes 194 amino acids. Gene Ontology annotation, molecular function: structural constituent of ribosome.